GAUAGUGCAUGAGUUGAGUAGUCACUAUUCAGCAAUCAGGACAUAAUAAACUAUCCUGAUUCCUAAUUCCUGAUAACUCUCGAGAGUUCGUUGUAAAUUCUUCAGUCUCCACUCUACAAUUCAACCUGCAGACUCUUAAUUUGCAGCUUAAUCUUCAUAUCAACUUCUUUCUGGAAUACGGAUAGAGAUGGGUAGCAGCAGCAAUACUAAUUGGAAAGAUAAUGAUAAAACACCCAGUUUCGACGUCAUCGUGGUGGGAGGAGGGAUAAUGGGAAGCUGCACUGCUUAUCAAACAUCCAAAAGAGGCUACUCCACAUUACUAUUAGACCAAUUUGACAUGCUGCAUAACCGAGGUUCUUCCCAUGGAGAGUCUCGAACCAUUCGAGCCACUUAUCCUGAGCCCUACUACUCAUCCAUGGUUCUAGAGUCCUCCAAACUUUGGGAGGAGGCUCAAGCCCAAAUUGGUUACAGGGUCCUAUAUCCCACUAACCAGCUCGACAUUGGGCAUGCUAAUGACCUGUCUCUCAAAGCUGCCAUUCGUAGUUGUCGGUCCAAUUCCAUUGAGUUUCGGAUGCUUAAUCAAGCCCAAUUAGCUCAGGAGUUCUCAGGCGGGGUUUUAAUACCACAGGAUUGGAUUGGGCUUGUGAGUGUAGGCGCGGGUGUGAUCAAGCCUACCAAGGCUGUGUCCAUGUUUCAGACCCUUGCCUUCCAUAAUGGAGCAAUUCUUAAAGAUAACAUGAAGGUUACUGAUAUAAAGAGAGAUAUGAACGGUUUGGUUGUGGUUUCUACAGAUAAAGGUGAAAAAUUCUAUGGCAGUAAAUGUGUUAUCACUGCAGGCGCUUGGACGACAAAGCUAGUGAAGGCUAUAACAGGGCGUGAACUUCCAAUUCAACCUUUGGAGACUACGAUAUGGUACUGGAAAGUUAAAGAAGAGUAUCAAAAGGAUUAUUCAAUUGAAGGGGGGUUUCCAUCCUUUGCUUCAUAUGGGUGCCCAUAUCUGUAUGGUACACCCUCUCUGGAGUAUCCUGGGUUGAUUAAGGUAGCGGUUCAUGGGGGACAGAUAAGUGACCCUGAUAAACGUAGUUGGACACCAAAACCAGAGUUUGUUGACAUUAUCAGGAAUUGGGUCCGAGAGAGGUUUGGGGGACGAGUUGAGCAUGUUCAUCCAAUCGCAGUUCAAUCCUGCAUGUAUUCAAUGACACCAGAUGAGGAUUAUGUGAUAGACUUCUUAGGAGGGGAAUAUGGGAAGAAUGUGGUAGUAGCGGGUGGGUUUUCAGGACACGGGUUCAAGAUGGGUCCGUUGAUAGGAAAAGUGCUGGCUGAUUUGGUACUCCAUGGAGAAGCCAAAGGGAUGGAGCUCCAGCACUUCAAGAUGGCAAGGUUUGAGAAGAAUCCCAAAGGUAACAUCAAAGAGUAUGCGGAGCAAGUGGGUAUCUCCAAGCUAUAAGUUUGAGGUCUUCUUCUAGAAUAGAUUAAUGGAAGAGCCAACUUUUUUCUUGUUUGUGUUUGAGAAGCUGAUCAUCAUGAACUAUAAAGAUUUAAGACCUGUAGAUUUGUGUUAUUUGAUAAUUUUAACUUUUGAAUGCGGACAUUUCUCUUUACCCACUCUUGCAGAGGGCAUGGGUAUGAUUGCCACCUAACGCCCCCGACCCUGUCUUAUACGGGAUAUUAGAUUGUUGACUUUGACUUUAAUAAUUUCAAGAUUUCAACUCUUCUCAAAAGGAUGUUCGCCUUUUGAUAGAGUCUGACACCAUAGUUGAGUAAGAGUCUAUGAAAGAAUUCUGAUUUCUGCUCAAAAGAUGUCUAUCAACUCUGAAGUCACGACCCGCCUAAGUUGGCUAUAGUGGACAG
Messenger RNA from Amaranthus tricolor (Joseph's coat), 1851 nucleotides. RefSeq names its product probable sarcosine oxidase. The coding region runs from base 188 to 1447 and encodes 419 amino acids. Lineage: Eukaryota; Viridiplantae; Streptophyta; Magnoliopsida; Caryophyllales; Amaranthaceae. The record is from RefSeq and is a predicted model, not a curated record. The transcript is spliced from 2 exons. Gene Ontology annotation, molecular function: sarcosine oxidase activity; flavin adenine dinucleotide binding.